Molecule: messenger RNA, 1602 nt
Organism: Trichechus manatus latirostris (Florida manatee)
Lineage: Eukaryota; Metazoa; Chordata; Mammalia; Sirenia; Trichechidae
Gene: ASIC3
Product: acid sensing ion channel subunit 3
Exons: 11
Coding region: 1-1602 (533 amino acids)
Biological process (GO): sodium ion transmembrane transport
Cellular component (GO): plasma membrane
Molecular function (GO): ligand-gated sodium channel activity
Source: RefSeq, a predicted model, not a curated record
AUGAAGCCCACCUCAGGGCCAGAGGUGGCCCCACGGCCGGCCUCUGACAUUCGAGCGUUCGCCAGCAGCUGCACGCUGCACGGCCUGGGCCAUGUCUUUGGCCCGGGGGGUCUAACCCUACGCCGGGCACUGUGGGCUGCGGCCGUGCUCCUGUCGCUGGCUGCCUUCCUCUACCAGGUGGCUGAGAGGGUGCGCUACUAUGGGGAAUACCACCACGAGACAGCUCUGGAUGAGCGGGAGAGCCACCAGCUCACCUUCCCGGCCAUCACCCUGUGCAACAUCAACCCGCUGCGCCGCUCGCGCCUCACACCCAACGACCUGCACUGGGCCGGGCCCGCACUGCUGGGCCUGGACCCUGCUGAGCACGCUGCCUUCCUGCGUGCCCUCGGCCGGCCCCCUGCCCCACCCGGCUUCAUGCCUAGUCCCACCUUCGACAUGGCACAGCUCUACGCUCGGGCUGGGCACUCCCUGGAUGACAUGCUGCUGGACUGCCGCUACCGUGGCCAGCCCUGCGGGCCAGAGAACUUCACUGCGAUCUUCACCCGCAUGGGUCAGUGUUACACCUUUAAUUCCGGUGCUGACGGAGCCGAGCUUCUCACCACUUCCAAGGGAGGGGCGGGCAACGGGCUGGAGGUCAUGCUGGACGUGCAGCAGGAUGAGUAUCUGCCCGUGUGGAGGGACAGGGAGGAGACUCCGUUUGAGGUGGGUAUACGAGUGCAGAUCCAUAGCCAGGAAGAGCCGCCCAUCAUCGACCAGCUGGGCUUUGGGGCAGCCCCCGGCUACCAGACCUUUGUGUCCUGCCAGCAGCAGCAACUGAGCUUUCUGCCACCACCCUGGGGCGACUGCAGCUCCGUGUCUCCAGAUCUCGACUUAGAGCUGGAGCCUUCUGGUCCCCUGGGUUCACCUAAUCCUAGCCCAGGUCCCAGCCCUCCCUAUAGCCUAAUGGGUUGUCGCCUGGCCUGUGAGACUCGCUACGUGGCUCGGAAGUGUGGCUGUCGAAUGAUGCAUAUGCCUGGCAGCGCGCCUGUGUGCAGCCCCCAGCAGUACAAGGACUGUACCAACCCGGCCCUGGACGCCAUGCUGCGGAAGGACGCGUGCGCUUGCCCCAGCCCGUGCGCCAGCACGCGCUACGCCAAGGAGCUCUCCAUGGUGCGGAUCCCGAGCCGUGCCGCCGCCCGCUACCUGGCCCGAAAGCACAACCGCAGCGAGGCGUACAUCGAAGAGAACAUGCUGGUGCUGGACAUCUUCUUCGAGGCCCUAAAUUACGAGAUGGUGGAGCAGAAAAAGGCCUAUGAGGUGUCGGAGCUUCUUGGUGACAUUGGGGGCCAGAUGGGGCUGUUCAUCGGGGCCAGCCUGCUCACCAUCCUUGAGAUCCUAGACUACCUCUGUGAGGUGUUCCGAGACCGGGUCCUGGGAUAUUUCUGGAACCGCAGGCGCUCCCAGAGGCACUCCAGCACCAAUCUGCUGCAGGAAGGGCUAGAAGGCCCUCGAACCCAUGUUCCCCACCUCAGCCUGGGCCCCAGGCCUCCCACCCAUCCCUGUGCCGUCACCAAAACCAUUUCUGCCUCCCACCGCACCUGCUACCUGGUCACACGGCUCUAG